Molecule: messenger RNA, 1441 nt
Organism: Anastrepha ludens (Mexican fruit fly)
Lineage: Eukaryota; Metazoa; Arthropoda; Insecta; Diptera; Tephritidae
Product: cAMP-dependent protein kinase catalytic subunit 2-like
Exons: 5
Coding region: 227-1291 (354 amino acids)
Biological process (GO): peptidyl-serine phosphorylation
Cellular component (GO): cAMP-dependent protein kinase complex; nucleus
Molecular function (GO): cAMP-dependent protein kinase activity; ATP binding
Source: RefSeq, a predicted model, not a curated record
UAAAAUUAAACAAAAAAAUUUGUUCAUAGGCAGAGGAACCAUUAACUUUUAUCUAAUUUAAUUUAAAUUCGCUUGGCACUUGCUUAUAAUCUUCUAAUGUGCGUUGGAAAAGUUGUUUGAUAAUUUGGAAGGCAAAAAACAAUGUUCUAAAUGUUUUGAAUAAAAACAAACCGGAUCGAAAAAUAAGUUCAACGUUUUUGGAUGUUGUGAAGUGCAAAGCCGAAAAAUGAACAGUGACCCUAUGUUCGUUUUCAAUCCAUCUGUGGAUUAUGAUCUAAUACUCGCACUAUUUCUGGAAGAAUUUAAUACGCGUUGGGACAGCGUGACGCCAUCCCCGGAAAACGGACUCGUAGGCUUUGAAGAAGUAGCAAUAAUUGGUUCCGGUUCGUUCGGUAAAGUGGCUUUGAUAAAGGAAAGGAAAACUGGCGAUUAUUAUGCAGUCAAGCAGAUGUUAAAAGACAAAAUUGUCAAGGUGAAGGAGGUGGCGCAUGUACACAAUGAGAAGCGUGUAUUGGCCAGCAUAAAAUUCCCCACUCUCAUUUGGUUGGAAUUUUCAAGAAAAGAUUUUGAUCAAAUCUACUUGGGCAUGCCUUACAUUGGUGGCGGGGAAUUAUUUACAUAUCAUCGCAAAAUGCGAAAAUUCAGUGAAAAACAGGCACGCUUCUAUGCUGCUCAAGUAUUCCUCGGCCUGGAGUACUUGCAUUUUGUCCAUCUUAUAUAUCGUGACUUGAAACCCGAAAACAUAAUGCUCGAUGAGAAGGGUUAUAUUAAAAUAACUGAUUUUGGAUUUGCUAAGAGAGUUAAAACUCGCACCAUGACUCUAUGUGGCACGCCCGAAUAUUUUGCGCCAGAAAUUAUUCAGGCAAAACCUUAUGGCUCAUGCGUGGAUUGGUGGUCCUUUGGCGUAUUAGUAUAUGAAAUGGUAUUCGGGUCAUCACCUUUCUCGAAGUACAGUCGGGACAAAAUGGUUAUGUACUCAAAAAUUUGUGAAGGCGAUUACAAAAUGCCACAGAUCUUUAGUACCGCCCUUAAAGACUUAAUCUUCAAUUUGUUGCAAGUUGACCUGUCUAGAAGAUUUGGCUGUUUAAUUAAUGGCAAUAAGGAUAUCAAGGAUCAUGUGUGGUUUAAGGCAAUCGAUUGGUUUGCGAUACUCAAUCAAGAAGUGCAUGCCCCCUAUAUCCCGGAAAUAAUGCAACCUUCGGAUUUUUACAGUUUUGAUCGAUUCCCGGAGCACACGAGAACCCCCCAGUCAAAAUUCUGCCGGCAUUGUGAUCUUUUUGAGGACUUUUAAAUUCAUUUUAAGCUUACAUUUACUUUUAUCAUGUUUUUUAAUUUAAUCUGGCAUAUCCUGUGUUCAUUGGGAUGGCAUUAAUAGUACAUAUACAUACAUACAUACAUAUAAAAGAUCUGAUAACACAAUUGAGUUAUUUCAACAUGGAGU